Centruroides sculpturatus (bark scorpion) is the source of this 662-nucleotide messenger RNA. RefSeq names its product A disintegrin and metalloproteinase with thrombospondin motifs 20-like. The coding region runs from base 97 to 480 and encodes 127 amino acids. The transcript has 6 exons. NCBI's taxonomy places the organism in Eukaryota, Metazoa, Arthropoda, Arachnida, Scorpiones, Buthidae. Gene Ontology annotation, molecular function: metallopeptidase activity. The record is from RefSeq and is a predicted model, not a curated record.
AUUGGACGUAUCUAAUAUACAAGCGAAACCGAACCGAAUUACAUUAAAGAAAGUCUCUAUUCGCCCGAUAUCAUCGCUGGUAGUGUCCUUUCUAAAAUGAUUGAGAUUGAAGACAGUCCUGUUGUAUCAAGAGCCGAUAUUAUUGUUCUUCUAACUGGACGUAGUCUAAUUUUAUCUCUCCCAAAGCCAGGAGAAGAUCCACAUCACAUCUCCGGUUUGGCUUUCGAAGGAACUGCUUGUAAUUCGUGGAACAAAUUUGCUAUCGCAGAACAUAGCAUCUUUACGGACUAUGCGGUUGAUACCUUUAUUCACGAAAUUGGACACUUAAUCAAUAUUGGUCACGAUUCGGAAGCUAAAAAUUGCUCACCCAAAUUGCUACCUGGAAAAAAUCAUUAUUCUUAUUGCGCUAAGAAAGGCGUAACAGAAUUUUUAGAUACACACUCGUGUUUUCUUGAUCACUGUGACAAUGGUGAGAAAUGAAAAGUGGAUAUCUCCAUAAAUCGACUACGUACAUCGAUUGACAAUACUGUAAUUGUUUCUAUAUUACAAUUAAACUGCAAGUAUAGUAACUCAAUGUCACGUAUAAACGUUCAAAAAGUUCUCAAUGUAACUAUUUUUAAUAUUUGUACUGUAGUAUUACUUAAAUUGAAUAAAAAUUAAUG